Molecule: messenger RNA, 1080 nt
Organism: Chaetomium strumarium
Lineage: Eukaryota; Fungi; Ascomycota; Sordariomycetes; Sordariales; Chaetomiaceae
Exons: 2
Coding region: 1-1080 (359 amino acids)
Source: RefSeq, a predicted model, not a curated record
AUGCUCACCACACUCACCGUUGGUGGCGCCCUGGCCAAGCGCCUUGUCCAGGACCCGCCAACAGGCGGAACGCUCCUCCCUUCGUGGAUCGGUUGGCUCUUUUUGGGUGAUGUUGUGCUGUUUCUCCCAAUCCUCUUCGUCAUCGGAUACACCUUUGGACGUGUUUUCCCCGCCCUCGCCGCAGUGGAGGACCCUCUUCCGGCAUACGAGGCUGUGCCCCUGAACGACGACGACACGCCCAAGGAUGACAACGACCCCGUCCACCCCGGCAAGCCCGUCACUGCGUCCAUCCGCGCUACCCAUCGCCUGCUGCGCUCCGUCGGCGGCUGGCUGUCCUACUUCCGCGGUUUCGGCUACGCCGUUGCCAUCAACAUCAUGACAAUCAUGAUAAUAGUGCCCUUCUACCACCUCCUCCCCAUUAUCCCCAUCCGCGUCGUUCACCUGUUCGCUCUCUACAUCCUCACCCCGUGGUACGUCGCCUGGACCCACGUCGUCAUCACGCCGGAGUCAAACACAUCCUUCUUGCGCCGCCUGGUCCCGUUCCGCCGAGCCUUCGUCGCCACCUGGUUCCCGACUUUCCUGUUCUGGGCCGCCACGCACGUGUGCCUGAUUCUACCGUCCCUCCUAGCCGGUGCCAUAGGCCUCGACAUCGAGCUCCGCAACCCGCUCAACCUAGGCCCCGUCGUUACGAAUGUUGAUGUUGGCAAGUCGCUGUGUGUGAUCGGCGUGUUAGUCGCGCUGCAGGCCCUUCUCCUCAUCCCCGCACACACGGCCCUGGUCCGCGUGCAGGCGUCGCUGCUGCCGGCUGACCAGGAUACGAUCGUGCCGUUUGAUCGCUCCUUUGGCGGCCUCGUGGCGCCCGAGGUGGUGACGGGCAAGGGCUUUGCUUCAUUCACUGCCGCAUUGACGACUGUUUCACGGGCGAGCUGGUUGAGGAUCUAUCUGCUGCGCCUCAAGGUGUUUGCGACGUUGGUGGCGAUGUACGUGGUCCUGAUUGCAACCGUGGUGUUGCAGGUGUACUUGUUCAGUGUCAAAUGCGAGUACGGCAAGGACCGCCUGAACCCGCUCAAGUGCACCUAG